Messenger RNA from Colletotrichum scovillei, 2693 nucleotides. RefSeq lists its product as uncharacterized. The transcript is spliced from 2 exons. Bases 210 to 1076 code for a protein of 288 amino acids. Gene Ontology annotation, biological process: mitochondrial fission. NCBI's taxonomy places the organism in Eukaryota, Fungi, Ascomycota, Sordariomycetes, Glomerellales, Glomerellaceae. The record is from RefSeq and is a predicted model, not a curated record. Gene Ontology annotation, cellular component: mitochondrion.
CGUCACAACCGACAUCAGAAGAUUCAUGCCGCGGGCGUUUCCGGCGCGCGCUGGCGCAGGGCGACUACACUACCCUUUAGGCUCCCCUCCCCCAGCACUGCCGCCAUCCAUGCACACAUAAAGCUGUCAACCCCCCAGAAGCGAACUCGAGUGGUAAUAGCUCAGAUUCAGACGAAGUAAUCCGUACAUCAACACCAAAAGCAUACAACAUGUGGGGAAGAAGCCAGGACAAGACACCGGAACAACCGAAAGAGUCGCCAAAGGAAGAUGGCGCCAAGACGUUCGACCCCAACAAGCUGCCGGCACGCGAGAAGCUGCCAGCGGCGCUGCAGAAGAUAGUCGACAAGUCAGACAGAGAGGAUAACUUCUUCGACGAGCUGGUGGACGGGUAUGCGCCUGAGUCCACCGAAUCCAACGUCCGUUAUGCCGCCUACGUGACGCGCAUCCGCACCAUCAUGAUGUCCGCCCAUCGAUACGUCGCCUACACCUCUGAUAUUGGCGAAUCCUUCCGGCCCGUCGCGCAUCCCGGUCUCGUCCGCACCGCCUACGGAAUCUCGUGGCUCUACAUCCUCGGCGAUGUCAGUUACGAGGGCUACAAGGCGUACUGGGCUAACCAGCGCGUCCUCAACCCGCACCUCCAGCUUACGGCACGGCAAGCAAAGAUCACGGGACUGCCGGAUGCCGUGUCAGAUGCGACGCACCCCAGCGAAGUGGUUCCGGGUGGCAAGGUUGCGCCGCUGGACGACUACAGGACUGUCAUGAUCCAGCGAGGCAUCUUCCAGAGCAUUGCCAGUAUGGGUCUCCCUGCUUUCACCAUCCACAGCGUUGUGAGGUACUCUGGCCGAGCCCUCAAGAACGCAAAGAACCCGAAAAUUAGAACCUGGGGCCCCAUUGGUCUAGGUCUUGCCGUCGUACCCUUCCUGCCCAGCCUCUUCGACGAGCCGGUCGAGAACGCCGUGGAGUGGAUCUUCCACAAGGGCUUCGAGUCGUACGGUGGCAAGGAGUUUGUUGGCAAUGCACCAGCCACCGGUCGUGAAGACCUAUUGGCGAAGAGACCAAAGGAAAAGGAAUUGUAGGCGUGGCGUUUAGGAUGAUUUUGAUCACAACUCAAUCGGAUUUGGCUCGGCGCAUGAAGGAAAUCUCCAAUUCACGGAGUUUGGCACUGAAGGGAAGCGAUUGGCACGGCCUUUGAUUUGGCGGCGUGUGGUGUGUAAUUGAGGGUAUAUACGGAAAAUGCCACUAUGAACAUAUUCAUCAAGUCAUCAUCAUUCGCUAAACCUCCAUGAGAUCAGGCGGCGGCCCAACACCGCGGAGCAAUACGACAGUGUUGCCGCUGACAAGCGAAGCUCCAACCUUUUCGUUGAAUUCUAGAAGUCGCCCUCCCUCCACGUGAAACACCCGUAGCUUAUCUUGCUCAUUCGAUGAUCGGUUGUUGAGGUUCUCCACCUGUAAUCGUUUCGCAGCUUCGUCCAGUACCCUGCCCACCACCCAGUCUUUGGAGAAGAAGAAUUCGCCCUUGGGGAACUUUGCUUUUGCGGUUGCGGCUUCUGCUUCAACGUAUAGGUAGACUCUCUUCUCUUGCGCCAGCUUAUCGUCGCCCUUUGCCGUCUUCUUGAGGUUGUUCACAGCGAUCAGGCGCGCAGAUGCGGAUGUAGGUUUCGGUUUGGGUAGUGCUCUGCCAGCUUGUUCCUUCUUUGCAGAUCCCCAUGCCUUUAACUUGUCGAAUGCGCUCUUCGUCCGCGCCGCGACGUCGAUUUGUGAUCCUGGCCGCGCGCCGAGCGGAACAAGGUUCUUGCAAUCGUGGUCCUCUUUCAGGCGGUGCUUGAGACAGUAGUCGCGAUUGCAGCCCGGGCAGUGGACGCCGGUCACGAGCGAGGUGCCGAUGGUGGUCUUGCAGGUCGGUGAUGCACAGGGCUUCUGGGUGACGGUGUCGCGCAGUUGGCGGCCUUGGCCGUAGGAGGGUUUCGCGAGCUCCGCCUUUCGCCGGCGUUCGGCCCAGGCGCCGGCGUUGGCGCACUUGUGUGUGGUUUCGGAUCGGUGGUCGAGGCAAAAUGUGUGUUUGCAGCUCUGGCAGAAGAAGGGGAGGAAGUCGAGCUGGUUGCAGUACUCGUAUUCGCAGUGUUUGCCGACGAGGGUCUCGUCGAAGCCGUCUUUGGAUUCGUCCAUCUUGACGUAGCUCGUCUCUUCGGGGGUGGAUGAGGAUGCCAUUGCGAUGACGUGUUUGUCGUCUCCGUCUGUUUAUCUAUAAUACUGAACAGUCUUCGGAGAUUUGUUGAGCUUGCGUAGACCUCAAGGUGGGCGCAGUGGGUGGCACGAGGCUGAGAGUGGCAGUAUCGGAGAUGGCGAUGUCGGGUUGAUGAGAAAUAGCGGCGGAAGGGUCUGGAAGGCGCCAGUUGGCGGGUUUCGCUCAGUUAAGUUGACUCAGUCCACGGGUCGCUGUCAGCGGGGCAACCGCUGAGAGUUGGCGCCAAGUACAGCGUGUGCGUGGCCAUUGGCAGCCUGAAAGGGUAAGAUCCAUAAUGGGCCAUGGCUCACUAACCAAAGUCGCAACUUUACCAUGAUGUGAGCUAAUUUGACAUACCGAAUCACAAAGUCAAUGAAGCUUCCGCAAUGUGCCGAGGGAAGUCAAAUGUCUCUGUGGAUAUUGGUCAUCCAAACUGCUCUCCUUGAGAGACAUGGAAAUAACGGCGAAG